This is a messenger RNA of Synchytrium microbalum, 4035 nucleotides long. RefSeq lists its product as uncharacterized. The record is from RefSeq and is a predicted model, not a curated record. NCBI's taxonomy places the organism in Eukaryota, Fungi, Chytridiomycota, Chytridiomycetes, Synchytriales, Synchytriaceae. Gene Ontology annotation, biological process: intracellular signal transduction. Gene Ontology annotation, molecular function: protein binding; guanyl-nucleotide exchange factor activity; phosphatidylinositol binding. The transcript is spliced from 9 exons. Bases 1 to 4035 code for a protein of 1344 amino acids.
AUGGAGACGGCAACGUCGCCUACAGAGCCUCCUAAAGCUCGAUAUGCGAAGGCUCUCUACGACUUCGUAUCUAACCAAAACGAGGAACUAUCACUCGAGGAAGAAGACGUAGUGACUCUUUCUGUCGGCGUGCACGUACGUGGAGGGUGGAUGUAUGGUGAAUGCAGUGGCCAAACAGGGUGGUUCCCUGCUACAUAUGUGAAAGUCCUUUCUGACGAAGAAGCCAGAGCCGAGGGACUUAUAUCUGGUGGUGAAGACGCCGUCCUCGUAUCUGCAUCGGACUCUAUACAUCGUACGCAACAGGCUAGUCAGGCUUUAGCUGCUUCACUGGCUGGUACUGGAGGACAGUGUGCUGUUGCGUCCAAUGUGUCGGCAUCGUCGACGCCCACUACGACAAAUCCUUCUACACCUACGAUCCCUAAGCAGCAAUUACCGUCGCAGUCGCCAGAGACUGUGGUUAGAACGUCAAGUUUUAAUUUGAAUAAUUCGCCUGAAUCUGGUAGUAGUAGCAGCAGUACGGGCGAACAAGUCAAAUCAUGGUAUUCAAGAUACAAGAAAUCAGCCCGCGGUAAAUCAAACAGUGAAUCCUCUAACGGCCCCGAUACACUACGAAAUAUGCCAUCCGCCAUCUCAUUACAAGACAGCAGCGACAAUUUGGAAUCCGAUGGCAGCAACUCACCCCAACAAUUAUCAUCCCCAUCCACUGCCACCACACAACCACUAAGCACAUCAUCAACCACAAUCAGUGAGCCCAAACCUGAAUGGCUGCGAGUAACAUCCAUGGCCCGAGCUACAUCCAUCCGGAAGUCAAACACGGAUUUAUCAUCCAAACCAACACGAGUCGUGUCUUCCCCCACAUCAAACACGACGAUCUCAAUAGUGGGUGCUCCCGCUGCUUCGAAAAUGAGAUGGGCGGAAUGGAUGGGUGGUGAAGAAGUCAUUGCGAAAUUAAACUUGUCGAAAUCGGAACGCCAGCGGCAGGAGGUUAUUUAUGAGGUUAUUCAGACUGAGAAGGAUUAUGUGGAAGAUUUAGAUAUUGUUGCUGAAAUUUAUAUCAAAGCAUUGAGGAAGAAUAAGCUUUUAAGGCCUAAAGAUCUCGCUGUGAUAUUUUCGAAUAUUGAAAUGUUGUUGCCGAUGAAUCAGGAAUUACUAAAAUUACUAGAAGAACGUCAAGCUCAAAACCACGUAGUCGAUCGAGUCGGUGACAUCUUUAUUCGAGUUUGCGAUUACAUGAAAAUGUACACGAUGUAUUGCAGUAACUACCCUUACGCUUUGGUCAAGUUGCAAGCUUUGAGGCAUUCAAAGGCUGUCCAGAAAUUUCUCGAUCAAUGUCAAGCAAUGCCUGAGAGUCGGCAUCUGAACUUGGCUACUUACUUAAUCAAGCCUGUUCAGAGAAUCUGUAAAUAUCCAUUAUUACUACGAGAACUAAUCAAAAGCACAGACCCAGAAAACCCAGAUUACGAAAUAUGUCAGCAAGCACUCAUAAAAGUCGAAACUGUUGUCACAAUCGUAAACGAAGGAGCCCGACAAGCCGAAGGAGUGCACAAGAUGCUCGAACUCCAAAACAGAUUCACAACAAAACAAAACAUAGUAGCACCAAACCGUACACUCGUCAGAACAGGCAUGCUAGACAUGGUAUCCGCCUCAGGCGAACGUAAACAACGCAACAUUUACCUCUUCACUGACAUGCUGAUGGUGGCCAAGGGAGUUGGAUCCGACGGCGAGAAGCUGAAACUCGUAGCUGCCGUUCCAUAUGAUAUGAUUCUCGUCACCGAUUUACCUGACGAGACAAGCACGUCAUCGGCAAUCACCCGAAUCAAUUUGAUUGAGAUUGUACAUAUUGGGAUUUCGAAAUUCAUUAUGGCUGGAACGUCGUUACAGGACAAGCAAAUGUGGAUUCGAGCAUUAAAAGAGGCUAUUGAUGUUUAUCUGAAUGGUCGCAAGAAUGCUAGUGGAAUGAUUACAAAGGGAAUCACGGAUCGUCGAUUGUUGAAUGUUUUGGUACCGAUCCAGCCACCCUCUGAAGAACCUCCAUCAGCUCCUACUGAUGCGCCAAAAACUCCCAAGAAUGGAAGUGUUAUGGAGCUUAGUGGUAGCAGUAAUAGUCCACGGUCCCCUGGAGCUGCAUCACUGCCUAAACUACCUGCUCUGCCACAACUACGAACAACCGAUUUCGUUAAUGAUGUUGCUUGUGCCACUGGUGUUGAAAUGAGUCCCAGGAACCGUAAAUCACAAGAAAAUGUCAGUGAUGAUAGAGCUGGACAAGGAGAACUUAAAGUCACACAUAUGAAUCAAGCUCGACGAGCGUCAGCUGAAUUACUUACGAUAUCGAAUGCUGGAUUGCCUUCCGCACGAAUGCCAAUUGAAUUUGUGCAAAAGACUGUUUCAACGGGCAACAUGUCUAUAAAUAUGGAUUUGCCGGAUGAGACAUCGUCGGUACUUCAACCUGCUGAAAAGAGCGGUGUUCAGCACUCCAUGUCGACUUCGAGGAUUGUCACAGCAGCAGCAUCAUUCUCCGAAUCGGAUUCGGAUGCUUCACCCAGCAGACCGAUUUCGUAUAUCGAUACUCCACGAGCGAGUACUGGACGACGAUCCGUGCCUGCUCGAACAACUAUGGGAGAUGAUUCUAUUGCUAGUGGUGCAACAAAACAGAUGCAAGCACCACGUAAACCACCACCAGCACGUCCCGAAUUCGAUUCCACACCUUCGAUACCUGCUAAUCAAACAUCUGCCAACAAUAACACCACCAACUCAACGACAUUGAUAGGAAGCGCAUCAUCCCUCGAAUCCAACAAACGAAUCUCAUCAAACCCCUUCAUUGUGCAAGACUCUGUCUCCCGCAUGGCCAAACACAACCGCUCGUCAACUGAAAACAUGGUAUCGCUACGCACAAGUAAUGAAGGAUUCAAUAAGCAGUCUGGUGGAGACAUUGCCCAAUCCAACAGCAAGAGUAGCUUAAAAGCAAGUGCAAGUAAAGGUAGUCUACGAAUCAGUGGCAGCAAGAGCAGUCUACAUGCCGUUGCAAGUCCAAGUACAUCCAUGGAAGGCAUUUCGCAAGUUGCAGGCAGCAUGCCCGCCUCUGUUUCUGAACAAGAUGAAACUCGUACUUCAACAACACAACCACCUGCCACGAGAUCAAGCACGACAUCUCGAUCAGCAACAGCCACAAUGCGAGGCCGAUUGAUUGAAGAACGUACUCGAUCCGUAACUACACCUACACCAAUCCCACUCCAACGAUCUCAGACCAUAUCACCCGCAGUACGAGAAUGGCAAUCCCAAAUCGCUACCCAAAUAACUCGAAAUGGAUCUGGCACUUCAGGACCUACACCGGCACCACGUCCAGUAUCAUCUAACACCACGGUUCUACCACGAGGUGUAGCUGGAUACGUGGCAGCUCUUGAGUCUCAGUAUGCAGACAAGAUGACUGCUGUACUGAGUGAGGUCAAGAAUGUCAAUCGAAGUGGUCUGGGGUUGAACCAUACCAACAACAGCAUGAACAACAACAGUGGUAGUAAUAAUAGUAAUAACAGUAUUAAUCGAGUCAGUGUGACGAGCAGGACUGCUGCUACCGGUGCUGAUAAAUUAGCUAGAGGAGCUGGAACCAAGUCUAGUGUUAGUAAACCAGUGAAAUCCGUUGCCAUUAUGGAUAUUAUUCAGAUGUCUGUUGGUGGGAAGUCCAAGAAAGAAUACAUAUACGUCCUACAGGUGAACAGAGGCGUAGGCCCCGCAGACACAACAACCGACACAAUCCACCACACUUUCGAGGACUUUUUCGACUUCCAUCUCCAUCUCUUGGGACACUUCCCUGAAGAAGCCGGUGUUGUCGCUGGUAGUGACGGUACUUCAAAGUUCAAGAUCAUACCUGAUCUACCUUGCCAAAAGAUUUUCGUGUCGCUGGAUACUGCUAAGCAACGUGUGCCUCAGCUGCAGACCUAUAUGGAGGCUAUCAUCGCUCUACCUCCAAAAGUCUCAAGGUCACCACUAGUGCUCAACUUUUUCAAAGGUGAUGGGAAGGUGUCGUCGUCCCUUAUGUAA